Molecule: messenger RNA, 1662 nt
Organism: Plasmodium cynomolgi strain B
Lineage: Eukaryota; Apicomplexa; Aconoidasida; Haemosporida; Plasmodiidae
Exons: 2
Coding region: 1-1662 (553 amino acids)
Source: RefSeq, a predicted model, not a curated record
AUGAAGAGUCUCUUUAUCGCCGCUUUCUUCCUGCUGACACUUUUUAUCACAAACAUUGUGUAUGAAUACAUUCAUACAUUUAACUCGCGAAAAUUGAAGCACAGAAAAGGUGUAAAUAACAACAAGAAUCUUGUGGAGUUUUUUUUGCACGUUCAAAUUUUGAGGGACAUAAUCGUAACGUCGAUAAAUAAUUUCUUAAUAAAAGUGAAUCUGAUCCUUCACUGCGUGGCAAGAUUUCUCUUUUUUAGCAAAAACAGAUACAUCCCAACAGGCAGCCAAGAUGAGCAAAUUGUAGGUGCGGACAACCAUUACGUCGAUGCGGACAACCAUUAUGUCGAUGCGGACAACGAAGGAGAUUACAACAAAAGGCAAAAUGUUCAAGUGAAGACAAUUUACUUCAUAAGGCAUAGCGAAUCCGUGUGGAAUAACGUUUUUAACAGAAGACUCACAACAAAAACGCUUUUAAAUUUGUUCCUAGUCCUCUUCCACGAAAUUUUCUUCUUCUUUAGAAUUAUUCAGUCCAUUGAAUUAUCAAACUUUUUGCAGCAAGAAAAAAGUGCAACGAAAAAUGGAGAUAAACUUUGCGUAGUUCCGAUAAGCCCAUUGGAUAGGGAGGACGAGCAGACGCAGGUUGACGAAAAUGAAGACAUCGAAAUGGCAGACAUGAAUGAGCAAAUGGGGGACAACACAAAUGGUGAUGAUGGGAAGGAGGAGGACUCUAAUGACAAUGCCUCUCCAAACCAGAACAAUAACGGCAGUGCGAACUAUGAAAAUAAGAACAUUGGAGAAGAGGGCCUUGUCGUCGAUUAUGUACAUGCAGGAGAUGGAAGGACAGGAAAUAAUACGGGGCAAAUUCUAAGGAAGAGAAGGGGUGGUCAAGAUGCAGACGCAAACGCAAACGCAAACACAAACAGAAGCACAUUCCAAGAUGGAGAUGCAUUUACUAAUCACGAAUCGAUGAUGCACCCAAGUGACACCCACGUGGAUAAUAAUCAUCUUAAUAACCAGCAGGACCAUCAAAAUGACCUCCAAGUGAACAGGAACAAUUACCACGAAAAGUACAACCAUAGGGAAAUCAUAAACCAAAGUCUCAAGGAUCAUAUUGACAUCCUUAACCACAGUGUAAAGUAUCCAAGUGCCAUUUUGUGCUCAGAUUUAAGAAGGGCAAUAUCAAGCUGCUUUAUAGCCCUGUACAACAGGAUAAAUAAAAAUAACGAACAAAUCCAAGUACUAAAUUCACUACAAGAAAUCAGCAGAAAUCCUGACUGCGUUUCGCUUUUCGAUUUUCACGACAAUAAAUAUAUCAGCACAGAUAUUGAAAAAUUUGUGCACAAAGAUGUAGAAAAAAUUUGCAAAAAAAAUAUACGAAUUAAAAGAAAUUUUGUAAGUAACAAAUUUUUUGAUACCCUCUCGUACAUUUUUAAUAAUGACAUGAAUAUAUUUAUCAUAUUUGGCCACAGCCUGUGGUUCCGCCUUUUUUUCAAUUACUUCCUGAAGCAGCCUCACAAGGCUAAAACGCACAAAAUACAGAACUCGGGGGUCGUUGUUUUUAAUAUGAUUAAGUAUUACCAGGAUAACAAAGUCAAUUACGAAAUUGAGAAGAACAGCGUACGCGUGCUCUAUAAGGGAUUUCUCGAGAAGGAGCACAACGAGGUUGACUAG